UCUUUGUCUUUGUGAGUCUACUACCAUGUAUUGGAGUAGAAAUAUUGAGGAAACCAAAUGCUUUCGCACUAAAACACUCACGUUAGAAAUGUCAAAAGUUUCCUCAAAACUUGAAAUAUGUGCAAACCAAGCUCUUGUAAAUAUAUGUAAAAGUUGCCUUAACAAAUAUGAUUACUCCAAAGAAAACUUGAAAGAAAAUACUAUUGUCAUUGAUUUAACAAGCAAAAUUCCAUCUGCUGUAAUAACAAAUGAAAUUAUUCUCCCCUCAAAAAAAGAUUCAA
Funneliformis geosporum is the source of this 281-nucleotide messenger RNA. The record is from the annotation of a GenBank genome assembly. Lineage: Eukaryota; Fungi; Glomeromycota; Glomeromycetes; Glomerales; Glomeraceae.